Molecule: messenger RNA, 1548 nt
Organism: Rodentolepis nana
Lineage: Eukaryota; Metazoa; Platyhelminthes; Cestoda; Cyclophyllidea; Hymenolepididae
Source: the annotation of a GenBank genome assembly
AUGAUUGCUCCGGCACAACAUAUUCCUAAGGCUCUUUUACUAGCCUCUAUGCUUAUGUUGGUUUUACCCAUCUCUUCCUAUUUCUUUGCUAGACGGUUGAUUAUGUUGAAAAAGGCACGAAGAGUUGUUAUUCGUGGUGUUGGUAUGGUUUCCUGUCUCGGGGUGACAUCUUCCUCUACUUGGACACGUCUUUUAGAAAACAAAAGUGGCAUCAGCCUUCUUGACUGUAAACAUCCUAAAAUACAUGGUCCUUCUCCUUGCCAUAUUGGCGGCAGUGUCAACAAUGAGGCAAUGGAAUCCCGAUGGAGUGACCUAUUGUCCGACCAAUUGCGUUUACGUGGUGUCGAAAAACAAAUAGAUCGGAGGGCUAUGUCUCGUACCAGUAUCCUUGGUAUGCUCGCUGCCCAGGAAGCUUUCAAACAAUCUGGUUGGUUACCUCAUGACUCCCAAACCUCUUCUCCCCGUGAUUACUCAUCCCUCGAUGAUACCAGCUACCGAGCAGGUACCUACUUCAGCACAGGUCUAGAGGGCAUUGACGAAAUUAUAAUCAGUCAAGCACGGGUUAAUAAGAAGGGUUAUUCAGGAAUGGGAGCUCAUGUGUUGCCUCGAACUCUGGCCAAUAUGCCUGUGGCUCAUAUCAGUCGAGCAUGGGGUCUGAGAGGUCCCACAAUGUCCUGCAGCACCGCUUGUGCAUCUGGUCUACAUUCGAUUGGAGAGGCUUUCCGAAUGAUUCAACAUGGAGAAGCUGAUAUGGUUCUUGCGGGAGCAUCAGAGGCACCAUUGAAUGCCUGGUCAUUGAUGGCUUUCUCGAGAAUUCGAGCCCUUUCAAUGGAGACGAAUGAGGAGUUGGCUUCACGACCAUUUGAUUCCUCUAGAGAUGGAUUUGUUAUGGCUGAAGGAGCAGCAGCGGUUGUUUUGGAGUCUUGGCCCCCCAAAAAUCCCUUAAUGUCUUCAUUUCAGCCGCCUAUAGCUGAAGUUCUUGGAUUUGGAAGAUCAGCGGACGCGUUCUCUUUAGUUUCUCCUGAACCUUCGGGCGAUGGAGCCUUCCGGUGCAUGAAAGCUGCCUUAGAUGAUGCUGGUAUAGAGUCCCUAGAAGAGCUAGGACAUAUUAACUGCCACGCUACUUCAACUCCUGUUGGCGACGUAAUUGAACUCGCAGCUGUGGCAAAACUGCUAUUAUCCUACAAAAGACGCAGCUCUAACGCCUCUCCAAUUCAAGUAAACUCAAUAAAGGGUCAUCUCGGACAUAGUUUGGGUGCAGCAGGGGCUAUAGAGGCCGUUUACUCUGCCUUGGCUGCUCAAAAUGGUGUGUGCGUCGCCACUCGUAAUUUAGAGAAACCCUGUUCACCUGACGAGGUCAUUGAAACCCUAGAGCACACCGGUGACAAAGAGGCGGCACGCAAAAUGACUGAGAACCUCUUUGAGAGUAUCACAUUUGAAGCGGAUCAUGAGUGGGGCAAGCGAAGCAAGAGGAGACUUGUACUGACGAAUUCAUUUGGAUUUGGCGGAACGAACGGAUGCCUUUUACUCUCUAAUUGGAUCGAGUAG